AUGCCCCUCCCUUUAUGGCGGCCCCUCUUCCCUCAAACCACGCUUCAUGCCCCUCCCCUUCAACAAGGGAUGUGGGUCUGUGCCUCUGCACAGGCGAGACGGAAACAGGAAGGGAAGUUGAAGUGGAGGCGGCAAGAUGCAGGCGAUGAGCACUCGUUCUCUUCACAUAUAAGGAUGGCCCUCUUCGUGUGUACAACACCUGCCACCCAGCCGCAUGCCCAUCCUGUUCAACAAGGGAUAUGGGCUGGCAUAUCUGUAUCUACGGCAGCAAUCACCUCUUCUCCUUUGCACAACCUCGCCCUCAUCGCCCUAUUCGCUCCGUGUGCCCCUCCCCUUCAACAAGGGAUGUGGGUCGGCGAUCUGCAUUCAUGGCAGACCCACCCCCCUCUCUGCUCUCUCACCAUGUACCCCUCCCCUUCCAAAAGGGAUGUGGGACAGCUUUUGUUCAUCAACGACAAUGCCUCUCACCACCCCCUCAUCCUACAUCGGCGUUGA
Cyclocybe aegerita is the source of this 495-nucleotide messenger RNA. The record is from the annotation of a GenBank genome assembly. Lineage: Eukaryota; Fungi; Basidiomycota; Agaricomycetes; Agaricales; Hemipholiotaceae.